Messenger RNA from Rhizopus microsporus ATCC 52813, 201 nucleotides. RefSeq lists its product as uncharacterized. The coding region runs from base 1 to 201 and encodes 66 amino acids. The transcript is spliced from 2 exons. Lineage: Eukaryota; Fungi; Mucoromycota; Mucoromycetes; Mucorales; Rhizopodaceae. The record is from RefSeq and is a predicted model, not a curated record.
AUGGAUGAAGGCUCCACUCCAAGCUCCUUCUAUUCAUCGGCUAUGAGUACUUCUAGUUCCCUCGCACCCGGCGACCGUAUUUUGGCUGUUAAAUCCUCUGUUGAUGGCAUUGGUUGGAACGAUCUCUAUCGUGAAACACUAGAAAGCUUCGUCGAACGUUUGGAAGACAUGGAUUUGACAUACAAGAAUAUAUCAACAUAG